Messenger RNA from Benincasa hispida (wax gourd), 2709 nucleotides. The record is from RefSeq and is a predicted model, not a curated record. Lineage: Eukaryota; Viridiplantae; Streptophyta; Magnoliopsida; Cucurbitales; Cucurbitaceae.
UAGGCAGCAAGCUAUAAUAUAGGCACACUAAUAACAAGCCGCUUUUCGUGUCAAAAAAAAAAAAGAAAAAAAGAAAAGAAAAGAAAAAGAAGCCAUUUUCAUGGAGCAAUUAUGCGUGUCAAUGGGCUUAGCGCAGCAGCAGCGCAAUGGUGAAAUGAAUGAGGGAUGGAAGAAAGAGGAAUCCGACUAAAACCCAUUUUUCAAUUGUUUAUAUUCCUUCAAAAAGCGCUUUCCAAACCCCUUUUCUCGAAACCCAAGAGAGAUUUUCUGAGUAUUAUUAUUUGUCGACUGGAACUCUUGCUCGAGGACUUCUCUUGUUCCUGCUGGAGCAAAUAAUACUGUAAUCAUGUCCCAAGCUAUGUUAGACGAUGUUCAUAAAAUGCUGGAUGCUUAUAUCUAUGAUUACCUCUUGAAGAGAAAACUAUAUGCUUCUGCAAGGUCUUUUCUGGCUGAAGGAAAAGUUUUUAUGAAUCCAGUGGCUUUUGAUGAGCCGCGUGGUUUCCUUUUGGAAUGGUGGUCUGUGUUCUGGGAUUUAUUUAUUGCCCGCAUAAAUCCGGAUCACUCAGAAGCUGCGGCAUCUUACAUCAAGUCUCAGAUGAUGAAGAAUGGAAAUUUGCAGCUACAGCAACAAUAUUUUUUACAGAAGACUCAGCAGAGUACUACUCCAACUGCUAACAGGUUGGUUUCGAACAAUUCACUCAAUAUACAGAAUUCUUCAGUUGCAAAUAAAAUAGCUGCAAAAAUGUAUGAGAAUUAUACACUCCCUAUUCAAAGAGAUACACUGGCCAAUGUUCUCCCAAAGAAAAGAUUCCUCAAGCAUGUAAGCCACCCUCCAGCCUCAAUAUUUGGAGCAGCUGCCAUGAAUGCUCAGCUUCUAAGCCAGAGCCAAACACCUGGGAACAGUUCAACAAGCAUUGAUACUCAAUAUCGGAGUCAACAGCUUCCAGGGUCCAAAAAAUUGAAAGGUGAGAUGAAGUCAACUAUGAACUCCAGAGUUAGCACGGCGGAAGGAAUUGCUGGAUCAAACCAGGGUACUAGUCAUUUGCCUUUUAAUGGAGGACCUUCAACUGGAUUGAAUCCUCUAAGCUUGGGGCAACUGCAGCAACCCAAGUCAUUCAUCCAAUUACUUCAUACUUCCAAUAGAUCUCAGCUGGAGCAUCCAUUUAUGUUUCAGGCAGCUCAAAGCUUGGGAGUACCUUCUGCCAAUGCGGCAUUUAUAAGACCGGUAGUGCCUUUAAGUCAAAAUCUGAAUACAGGGAAGGAUAGCCAAUUAUGUUCUAUUGAUGUGUCUGAUGUUGAUUCAAUGGCAUCAGUUUGUCAUCCUGCUUUGGCACAUCAUCCAGUUUUGAGUCAACAUUCUCAGAAUUCAAAUCACAUAAUUCAGCAGCAAGAUAAAUUGGCCGAUUCAGGGAUCACAAAUGUUGAUGGCUAUACGUCCAAUAACUUUCAGGUUAAUAAUCAGGCUGAUAUGGACGGUCUCAUGGAUGAUGGAGCAUUAGAUGAUGUGGAGUCUUUCCUAUCUCCUAAGGAAUCAGACGAGAGAUAUAAUGUAGGUCUGUUAUCUGACUCUACCAAAGGCCUCACACUGAAGGAAAUUCGUGUAAUUCCUGCAAAUACAAGAAAAGUUGAAUGCUGCUGCUUCUCAUCUGAUGGAAAACUAUUUGCUAGUGGUGGGAGUGACAAAAAGGCUACAGUGUGGUGCACAAAGUCCUUUAAGGUGAGGUCUACACUUGAUGAACAUUCACAAUGGAUAACUGAAGUUUGCUUUAGUCCAAGGACAUUAAAGGUCGCAACAUCUUCAGCUGACAGGACUGUCAAGGUUUGGGAUGUUGAUAAUCAUGGCCAAUCACUUCGGACUUUUACUGGACAUUCUACUGGAGUCACAUCAUUGGACUUUCAUCCUAGUAAAGAUGAUCUCAUUUGCUCUUCUGAUAUUAGUAGCGAGAUUAGGUACUGGAGCAUUAAGAACGGCAGUUGUGUUGGCAUUUUCAAGGGUGGUGCAACAAAGUUGAGGUUUCAACCGAACAAUGGAAGAAUGCUUGCUGCAGCAGUGGGAAAUGUUGUUUCCAUAAUUGACGUAGAAACCCAAGUUUGCAUUAAAUUACAGGGUCACAAAAGUCAAAUUCAUUCUGUAUGCUGGGAUCCAUCUGGUGAAUAUCUGGCAUCAACCAGUGACGACGUAGCUAAAGUAUGGAAAUUUGGUUCUGGCAGCAAAGGAGACUGCAUUCGUGAGUUGAACUGUAAUGGAAACACAUUUCAUACCUGUGUUUUUCAUCCCACCAAUACUUCUGUUUUGAUCAUUGGAUCUCAUGAGUCACUGGAGCUUUGGGACAUGACGAAAAACAAGACAAGGACACUGCAUGCUCAUGAGAAGUUGGUAUCAGCCUUGGCUGCAUCAAAUGUUACUGGUUUAGUUGCUUCGGCAAGUCACGACAAUUGUGUCAAGCUCUGGCAGUAACGAAAUCGAUGAGCUCUCUUCUCCAACCAAAAUACCAUCCUAAAAUCGUAUGUUGUUGUUCGAUAACCAUAUAUCUCAGUCAUUUUUGUUGUUUUUCAUUUACUUGUUUGUAUUUAGGUAGUGACAAACUACAACCAAAAGUAAUGUUUCUGUAAGGACAAUGGCAGAAGAUGUCCUUUUUUUAGUAUACUGUAAAAAGGAAAGCAAAAAAGCUAAUGGAACACAAAUCUCUAGACAGCUUCGGACAGCCA